Rubroshorea leprosula is the source of this 1859-nucleotide messenger RNA. The record is from the annotation of a GenBank genome assembly. NCBI's taxonomy places the organism in Eukaryota, Viridiplantae, Streptophyta, Magnoliopsida, Malvales, Dipterocarpaceae.
CACACAAAUUCCUUCAUAUCUAACAAUUUCUUUCUUCUGUGUAGAGUAAUUUGUCAUACGGUAACAGCAUCCAUUCACCAAUUAUGGAUCUGUUAUCCUUCAUAUCUAGUCCCAUCUCUUUAGCCGCAAUAACUCUGGCUCUGAUUCUAGCCAUGUUUAUGAUCAAAAUCCAUGGCAGAAGUUCAUCAGAAAAGGAGGAGAAGAAAGGUUACCAUCCAGUUGCCGGCACCAUCCUCCACCAACUGGUGAACCUUAACAGGUUGCAUGAUUACAUGACUGACCUCUCACGCAAAAACAGGACUUACAGAUUACUUGGACUUGGCCUUUUCAGCAGUCGGGUUUAUACUGUGGACCCUGCUAAUGUCGAGUACAUGCUUAAAACAAACUUUGCAAACUAUGGCAAGGGAAAAUACCAACAUGGCCUUUUAAGUGAUCUCUUAGGUGAUGGGAUCUUCACUGUGGAUGGAGAGAAAUGGCGACAUCAGAGGAAAGCCUCCAGCUAUGAGUUCUCCACAAGGACUCUCAGAGAAUUCAGUAGUGUAGUUUUCAAGAAAAAUGCAGCAAAGCUUACAAAAGUUGUAUCUGAAGCUGCAGCCUCUAAUAAAUGCAUUGAUGUUCAAGAUCUUUUCAUGAAAUCAACCUUGGACUCAGUAUUUAAAAUCAUGCUUGGAGUAGAACUGGACAGCCUGUGUGGAACAUAUGAAGAAGGCAAAUGGUUUUCCAAUGCAUUUGACAAAGCAAGUGAGAUAACCCUGCAUCGCUACUUUGACCCCUUCUGGAAGAUCAAGAGUAUGCUGAACAUUGGAUCAGAGGCAGUGUUGAAAGAUUGUAUCAAAGUGGUUGACGAAUUUGUGAACAAGAUAAUACAAGGAAAGAUUGAACAUGUUCAAUAUCCACAACCACAAGAAGAUCUCCUAAUGAAGAGAGGAGAUAUAUUAUCAAGGUUUCUAGAAUCAGAUCAGAAUGACGUAAAAUACUUGAAAGACAUAAUACUUUGUUUUAUAAUUGCGGGCAAAGACACAACUGCAGGCACCCUUUCCUGGUUUCUAUACAUGCUCUGCAAGAACACUACUAUACAGGAAAAGAUUGCCAAGGAAGUGAGAGAAGCAGCCCAAAUUAAUGAUGACUUGAGCAUCAAUGAAGUUGUCUCCAAGAUAAAUGAAGAAUCACUUGACAAAAUGCAAUAUCUUCAGGCAGCAUUGACUGAGACACUCAGACUCUAUCCUGCAGUGCCAGUGGAGGGAAAGAUUUGUUUUGCGGAUGAUACCAUGCCAGAUGGUUUCAGAGUGAGGGAAGGAGACUUGGUUGGAUACCAACCUUAUGCAAUGGGAAGGAUGGAGUUUCUAUGGGGCCAUGAUGCAGAGGAAUUUAGGCCCGAGAGAUGGAUUGAUGAAAAUGGCCUUUUUCAGCAAGAAAGCCCGUUCAAGUUCACUGCCUUCCAGGCAGGUCCAAGAAUCUGCCUAGGAAAAGAAUUUGCGUAUAGGCAGAUGAAGAUUUUCUCUGCUGUUCUGUUUGGAUGCUUCAGAUUCAAGCUCAGUGAUGAGAAAAAGGCGGUGAACUAUAGAGUUAUGCUCACUCUAAAUAUUGAUGGCGGUAUCCACCUCCAAGCCUUUCCUAGAUUAAAGUGUACCUAAACACACUAUCAUAUAUAGUGUUUAAGAAAUAAUAGGAGACUGGUACUUCUUGUUAGUAUGAAUGCUGUUGAUUGGCUUGUAAAUCUUAAUUUAUGGGACUGGACUAUCCUUACCAUUAUCAAUGCUAUAUGGUUUAAUGUUAUUACAUAUAUUUUACCUUGUAUUUUUGGCCGUAAUAUUUUACCUAGUUAAAAAAAGUCAAGUAAUUAAAAGUAAACUUUUCUU